AUGCCCUAUCCCAAUCCUGAAUACCCCGCCGCUCGACGGUGGUACGCCGUAGAGGAGCUCGUUGAAGAAGCCAUGGCUGCGGCCGACGUUGUAGGGCUGGGUCGAUGGGCGUCUAUCAAUCAGCGGUUUCAGUACCUCAUCCAGGGCAUUGUUCAAAGACGGACAAAAGCAGCGGUAGCGAACUUUGUUCACGCUGAUGAUCUUAGUGCCUUUUUCGCGGUUCUCGACAAGACGGACAGUGCCAUUGGUGGAUCCACUGCACUUUCCGUCAUUACCCCUCACUGUAACUGGAAGCCCCAUGAUUUAAAUGUUAUGGCGCCUCAAGAUAGCAGUGGGCGAUGGCUGGCCUUUUUUCGACAUCAUGGCUACCAAGGGCAGGAGAUUUGUUUGGGCGAACUCGGAGAGUACGAACAUCCGAGGUAUCCAGUGCUGCAAGGUACGGUUGCGCAUGCGGUGUAUUUGUUUCAGCACGACAAAAUAAAGGUACAAGGAUUUACAGCACUCCGAGAGUCGAUACUUACCGAGUUCCAGAAUGACAUCGUUCUCAUCAUCAGCAACAGCAAUUCCUGUAUGACGCCGAUCAUUGGCGCCCAAACUACCAGCCAAAUGAACGCCGUAACUAGCAGCCACAUAUAUUGCUUAUAUCCGAGUCUCACUACCCAAUCCAUCGCUCUGCGAGGGUAUUACGCCAAUCCCGCAGACAAAUACUCGCCGAUGGCCCUGCUAUCCGACCGACGGGAUCAACUGCGCGUACAACAACUGACGUACCAUGAAUCCAGUUUGGACCUAAACUGA
This is a messenger RNA of Desarmillaria tabescens, 795 nucleotides long. RefSeq lists its product as uncharacterized. The coding region runs from base 1 to 795 and encodes 264 amino acids. NCBI's taxonomy places the organism in Eukaryota, Fungi, Basidiomycota, Agaricomycetes, Agaricales, Physalacriaceae. The transcript has a single exon. The record is from RefSeq and is a predicted model, not a curated record.